AUUUGGUAGUGUUUCCGACACUGCGCCACCGCCCCUGCAGCCGUUCGCCGUAAUAAGCCUACAGCUGCACAGAGAUAAACCAUGCCGCAAAAACCGAAAGCGACCAAGAUGUCGCUUUAUGACUUCCAGGGGGAGCCCAAGGAGGAGUUAUUGCCAACUAGGAGUAUUGGCCUCGAGCGUCAGCCGAUGAAUCGUCGUCGUGACGUUGAGCCUGGUCGAGGGGAUUCGGAGGGUACGUGGCGUCGAGGAGGUGACGAUGGACGCAGUGGUUCUCGAGAGCGCGGCGAUCCGGAAGCGGGUCGUGGCGACCUUGAUGACAACUGGCGCGGAUCUGCCAGACUCCGCCCUUCGAGCAGCCGAGAGGGAUUCGGUGAUCGUCGUGAAGGCUUCAGUGAUCGUCGAGAAGGCUUCGGGGAUCGCCGCGUAGACCCCGCUGAUGAGGACAUGAACUGGCGCUCGGGCCCUCGUCCCAAUUUGGACCGUGCUGGUUCUAGCAGGCUCCCCAGAGCGGACGAUAGUGGUCUCACUCCCUUCCGUCAACAACUGCGUGAGCGUGCUGAGGCUGAACGAGCUCGUCGUGAAGGCGAGAGGUCUACUGAACGCGACAAUCAGGAUGAUGAACGAGGCAGAAGACUCGAGGACGCCUUCAGCCGUCCGAGUUCACGUGGCUUCGGAUCUAGGGGUGAGCCUCGUUCCUUAUCGAGAGAGGAUUCAGCUCGCGGUGCGGACCGGGCAGACACUGAUGACAACUGGAGGGCGAGUGCCGCACCUGCUCACACCUCGGCAGCCCCACCAUGGAGAAGGCCUGGCACCGCUGAGGAGCCUCGUUCUUCUGACGCUCCUAUGCCAUGGAGACGCCCCGGUACAGCGCCCGCUGCAGACUGGAAGGCCGAUCUCGCCAACCGCAACCGCCCGUCUGGUCCGAGCUCCACUGAGGAGCCUAGGAGCCGAGCAUGGGUUCCUUCAUCGCGUGCUGAUGCUCUCCGCGAUGAUCGCGUUCGGCGUGACGAUGCCUUUGGGAGUCGCCGAAAUGAAGAGCCUAUUCGACGAGGUGACAACUCCAGACGGGAGGAGCUCCCACGUCGAGAGACCAGCUCAUGGAGAGCCGAGGCCCUGAGGCGUGAUGAGCCUUCGAGGAGGUCCGAUGAGCCCAUCAGGAGAGAGGAGCCUACUAGGAGCUUCGCGCCGUGGAGGAAGGGUGGCGAGAGUCGACCUGAGGUCCCUGUAAAAGAGGAGACGGUUGAGGGCACUAAGAGGGAGAUGGCUCAUAACGACGAGUGGGCUGAUGAAGAAGAGGAGAAGCCAGUGAAGCCUACUGUGCCUGCAUUCGACACUGUGAAAAUUGACAAGUUCCUUGUAGCGUACCAAAAGCAUGUGGAUGAUGCCACGAAGAAGAAUGAGCAUCUUGCUGCGAAAAUGCCUAAGAAUCUUGGCGUAGCAGAGAUGCAGAGCUCCUAUUUGCUUGAUAACAUCGUCAAAGCUUUGGUCACUAAGGCAUCAACAUUUGCCUCACUGGACGAAUGUCUGGAACUCUUCCAUCGACAUGCACCUGUAUUCAAUGCACUCAUCGACUCCAACAGACAGACACGGGGGUACUGUUUCCAACUCCUCACGUCGUCGCAGAAGGUCGUGGAAUCGUUGAGGUGCCCUAGGGUGGCUAAGGACUGCACUCUUAUCGAGGCUGUGUGGUAUUCCUUGUAUGAUAUUGAUGCGAUAACUGCAGAGCUGAUAGCCUUCUGGAGCAACGAAUAUUCGGGGUCCGAGGCUGACACAGCUGAUCGCACGAAGAUAGUUUUCCAGACCCAAGCUCUUCGUGACUGGCUCAGUGCUCCUGGGGAAGGGGAGGCCACGAAGGAUGCUACUGACGAGGACGAUGAUGAUGACGAAUGGGCCAGUAGCAGCAGCGAGGAUGAGGAUAUCGAGGCUCUUAUUCCAAAGAGGGCAACGGACAUGCGUGUUCGAUAAACGUCUUACUACACUUCAUUCGUAGCAUCGUUGGCGGCGUUGACGCCAGUAUUGGCACGCGCCAGGCUACUCGUUCUUAGGCUCCUAUGGUCGCAACAAGUAUCACUGCAUUGCGCAGUUGUCUGAAACACAUUGCCAUUACUACGAUGACCU
Messenger RNA from Perkinsus marinus ATCC 50983, 2118 nucleotides. RefSeq lists its product as hypothetical. The transcript is spliced from 15 exons. The coding region runs from base 82 to 1965 and encodes 627 amino acids. The record is from RefSeq and is a predicted model, not a curated record. Lineage: Eukaryota; Perkinsozoa; Perkinsida; Perkinsidae.